ACGUCAUAUUUUGUAUGCUUUGUGACUUAGGUGUGUGAAGUAUUUCUCGAUUCUCUUAUAAAAAUUACUUUUCAGCAACCGAAAAGAUGAACAUAUUUCGACUCUUAGGUGACUUAUCACAUCUCGUUGCAAUUAUCAUCCUCCUCCUCAAAAUAUGGAAAACACGAAGCUGUGCCGGUAUAAGUGGCAAGUCGCAAAUUUUAUUUGCGAUUGUAUAUACAACACGUUAUCUAGAUUUGAUAACAACAUACGUGUCAGCAUACAAUACAUUUAUGAAGAUCAUUUUUAUUGCAACUUCUUAUGUUACAGUUUUUUUAAUGUAUGUGAAAUUUAAAGCUACGUAUGAUCAUAAUCAUGAUACAUUUAGAAUUGAAUUUUUAAUCCUACCUACAUCGGUGUUGGCAUUAUUAAUCAACAAUGAAUUCACAAUUGUAGAAGUUCUAUGGACAUUUAGCAUUUAUUUGGAGUCUGUAGCAAUAUUGCCACAAUUAUUUUUGGUAUCAAAAACAGGAGAAGCAGAAAGUAUUACCAGUCACUAUCUUUUCGCUUUGGGGUCUUAUAGAGGCCUGUAUUUGUUAAACUGGGUCUAUCGUUAUUAUGCAGAAGAUCAUUAUGAUCUAAUCGCUAUAGUUGCUGGUUUAGUACAAACAAUUCUUUAUUGUGACUUUUUCUACCUCUAUAUUACCAAAGUAUUGAAAGGCAAGAAGUUACAACUACCUGCUUAGCUGCAUAGAAGUAUUAUCAUUUGGAAAAUUAUAUAUUGCUCAAACGAGCGAUAUUAUUAUUAAUUGAAUUUAUAUAAAUUUUGGCAAUAUUUAAAAAUCGAGGAAUGUUCAUGUACAAAGUAUACAUUUUAUUAAUUGUAAA
Bombus pascuorum is the source of this 867-nucleotide messenger RNA. It is a transcript of the gene KdelR, whose product is annotated as ER lumen protein-retaining receptor. Gene Ontology annotation, biological process: protein retention in ER lumen; endoplasmic reticulum to Golgi vesicle-mediated transport. NCBI's taxonomy places the organism in Eukaryota, Metazoa, Arthropoda, Insecta, Hymenoptera, Apidae. The coding region runs from base 87 to 725 and encodes 212 amino acids. The transcript is spliced from 3 exons. Gene Ontology annotation, cellular component: membrane; cis-Golgi network; endoplasmic reticulum. Gene Ontology annotation, molecular function: ER lumen protein retrieval receptor activity. The record is from RefSeq and is a predicted model, not a curated record.